Glycine soja is the source of this 659-nucleotide messenger RNA. RefSeq lists its product as uncharacterized. The record is from RefSeq and is a predicted model, not a curated record. Bases 45 to 659 code for a protein of 204 amino acids. Lineage: Eukaryota; Viridiplantae; Streptophyta; Magnoliopsida; Fabales; Fabaceae. The transcript is spliced from 2 exons.
ACUUAAAGUCCCACCCAAGUCACAGCAAACUUCGAGGAAAAAGUAUGGUUGAUUAUGAGUAUUUGAAGAUCGUUGUUGGGGGUGGAGUUUCUAGCGGGAAUAAUUCUAUAUCAGUCGAUCCAGAUGAUUCAGAUGCAACAACUUUUGAGCCAGAAAAUAGAACUGUUGGGAUAGAAGAAUUUUCAUAUGAUCCUAAUAGUGAUACAUUCAUAACACCAAAUAACUAUGAACCAGCAUAUCAGCCUCCAUCACCAAACCAACCAAGUCCACCAUCCCACCCCCCUUUAGAUUCAGAGGUUCCCAUAGAAAAACAAAACUGUCACAAGCGAAGGAGAUCCGAGUAUGGAGGGAGUUCAAGCGCUGUUGGGAUCAACAAUCAAGGCAACGUUCUGGAAAAUCUUUCUGUUGGCAUUGGGACUAUUGCUGUGAAUUUUGAAAAAAUAUCCAACAUGAUGGAGAAAAGAGAAAAAGAUAGAGAUAGGGAUAGAGAGCUUGAGGGUAUUAUUUGGGAUGUUAUAAAAGAAAUUCCAAAUUUGGAUGACAUAACGCGUUUCAAGACAGCUAAAUUGUUAAAUACUAAAGCAAAAAAGGAUUUUUUCUUGAAGAUGUCACCGGAAGAACGCUCAUCUUGGAUAAACUUUAAGUUAGGGAAUAAUUAA